CUCCUUCUCCUUCAACUGCACACCCCUCAAGACUUGCUUCCUGCAAUGGCGGCCAAGGCUGCGUUGUUUCUGGUUACUUCUUUUCUCUUACUUACUGCUGCGAAGGCUUUAUAUCCCAGUGAAGAGUUCUUGCAGAAGAUCACUUAUUCCCAAAUACUAGUCGCCCCAACACCAGCUCCUGUACCACCAGUCGCCAAGAAUCCCACUCCUGCACCCCCAGUCAAGGCACCAACUCCUCCUUACCCACCAGUGGUCAAGGCCCCAACUCCUGCCCCGCCAGUCGUCAAGCCACCGACCCCUACACCACCAGUGGUUAAGCCACCGACUCCUUCUCCACCAGUAGUCAAGCCUCCAACUCCUCCACCAGUAGCCAAACCCCCAACUCCUCCACCGGUGGUCAAGCCCCCAACUCCAUAUCCACCAGUAGCCAAACCCCCAACUCCAUAUCCACCAGUAGCCAAACCCCCAACUCCUUCUCCACCAGUGGUGAAGCCGCCCACUCCUACGCCACCAGUGGUGAAGCCGCCUACUCCUUCUCCGCCAGUUGUCAAGCCUCCAACUCCUGUGCCACCAGUGAAACCACCGAGUGGUACACCAAUGCCCCCAGUGAGGACAAGAGCAGAUUGCAUCCCGCUUUGUGCAGAGAGAUGCAAAUUACAUUCCAGGAAGAACCGAUGUGCGAGAGCUUGUGUAACUUGCUGUGACCGAUGCAAAUGUGUGCCACCAGGAACUUACGGCAACAGGGAGAAAUGUGGCAAGUGCUACACCAACAUGACUACCCGUGGCAACAAGCCCAAGUGCCCCUGAAAAUCUGGAAUAUAUAUCCCUUCAUAGCGUAUGCUAGCCUUGAUAAAUUAAGUAUGGUGAAAUCAAAGUUUCGAAGCAGGGGAAAAGGGAAAAAAAAAAAAAUUAAAAAUUAAGUGUUUGUCUCUGAUCUGGCAUUAGAAGGACGUACAUUGAUAGAGCAGUCAGUGUUGUCUAUUGUCCUGACUCCUGAGGCAAAAUGAGUGCUUAUCUUCGCUGUUUCCUGGAUUUUGAAAUGUCGAUUGCAGAUAUUUAUAUGUGUGUUGUUUCAGUAAUACAAGUUUUUUUUUUAA
Molecule: messenger RNA, 1097 nt
Organism: Hevea brasiliensis (rubber tree)
Lineage: Eukaryota; Viridiplantae; Streptophyta; Magnoliopsida; Malpighiales; Euphorbiaceae
Product: gibberellin-regulated protein 14
Exons: 4
Coding region: 46-807 (253 amino acids)
Source: RefSeq, a predicted model, not a curated record